Messenger RNA from Drosophila mauritiana, 1870 nucleotides. Its product is annotated as transmembrane protein 209. Lineage: Eukaryota; Metazoa; Arthropoda; Insecta; Diptera; Drosophilidae. The transcript is spliced from 5 exons. The record is from RefSeq and is a predicted model, not a curated record. Bases 84 to 1712 code for a protein of 542 amino acids. Gene Ontology annotation, cellular component: membrane.
UCUGUGCGAUCACUUGCAAACAAGUUUUCCCGGCAUUUUCGACAUAUUCAGGAGAUUUUCGAAUAAUUAUUACAUAGUAGGCAAUGAAUUUCACACGGACUAAUUGCUCGCCCCUGAGUAAAAAUCCGGUGGUGCAGCGCAGCCUGGACUUGCGAUUGCAGGGCGCCCAAGCGUGGCAUUACCUCAAGUGGUGCUACAUAAAUGUGGUGCUGCUGUCGCUGCUUCUAUUCGACCUCUGGCAGGCAUGUCGGUCCGACUACAGGACCUACUGGUUCCUGGCGGAGUGCACCAUUACGACCCUGAUUGGCCUAAGUGCGCUCGCCUGCUUCGGCAAGUAUUUGUGGUUAUGGUUUGGUGGUGACCAAGUUAUGGGUAGCGAUAUCCAAAAGUGGCUGCUUGACGGCAAUGCAGAGAACUCUUUUCGGACAGUUUGCUCCCGAUCCGUGAUGAAACCACGCAGCUACGAACUGGAUAGCGAUAUAGAUGACGACAUACCCAUCAUAAACUGGCACUCCUCCUUCGAGGACUCGUGCUGGGGCUCGCAAUCCAUGCGCCGCAGUCCAAGUCCCACAAGGACGCCGCAGCAGACGAAGCAAAACACCUCUUACAACUCCUCGAUGGUGCGAAACAACUCGCUGAAUGCCAGCAAUUUGAGCAACGAGUCUACCUACAAGUCCCCGUAUGUGGAGGUGCGACGCGAUGACUUCAUGACCGAUACUCGAAAGUUGACCAGUCUAAUGAAGCAGGCGGAUCGGGAGCGCAGCAUGGUGGACAGCUCGGAUACACCCAAUGUGCAGACCAUGGGAUCGGCCAACUCCUUUUGGAACUACUGCAACAACGCGGCCUAUAUGCUCAAGACCACCAUCUAUCAACUGUCGCCCCCUCCGGCUGUUUCUACGGAAAAUGCUCCCACCUCGAUUGAGGAGUUUGGCGGCAUUCAGUUUAGGGACAGCAAUUCGGAGGUCAUCAAGCGCAUAUCCACGGACAAACUGUCGCAAUAUGUGGCCAACCUCAGAUUUUGGAUUUCUACUACCAUACUGCAGCGUUUGGUCAAAGAGAUCAAUUAUGUGGACGAUGUUUUCCGCCAGCGAGCUCUGAUUGACAUUAAAAUUGGAUCUGUAAGUCUAGAGCGAUUACGCAAAACAGCCGAGAACCAGCAGUUCGUGCAGACGUGUGCGCCCAUGUUGCCCAUGCUCUUACCUUUCCUGGACACCUUUAGCAACCAGGAAUACCUGGUGCAGCGCAUCAAGCAGCUUGCGCAGGGUUCUUGCAUAGCUGACUACCGCUGGUACUCGGGCAAAACACACAACGGCCCGCAGCGGGACGAGCAUUUGCCCACCGAUGCAGCUAUAAUAUUCCAUUUGUUUUGCGUGUACUUGGAUAGCCAGUUGAUGCCGUUGCCGCAGGGCGGCGGACGACCCUUCCACUCCCGUUACGUGUUAAUUCGCGACGAGAAAAGCUCAACCAAGGACGUGGUGAACGCAGUUCACAACAAGGCCCACUGCGCCAUUCUGAGUACCGGCAACCUACUUAACCCCAAAUUUAACUUCAUCAGUGACAAGGAACUACACAACUGCGUCUACGAUAGGAAUAACCUGUUCUACGUUAUCAUACAGUUCCUUAUUUAUAUGCGACAGCACCAGGAUUCCGCUCUGGAGUGCGUAAAUCUUGGCAAGAGUGGCAUCAACAUAAUGUGCGUGAUCGAAGACUGAACUGUGCAGCUAAUCGGCCGUGGCUAUGACUUUAAACCCAACCCCUAAUCACUCGUUACUUCUAAGCAUCAUCCUUUGUGACUCGACUAUCGUUUGGUGCUUGGGCAAUCCUCAUCAUUCGUUACUAUUAAAUUAUGCAUUUGUAAUUAUUAAGCCAA